Messenger RNA from Cajanus cajan (pigeon pea), 5696 nucleotides. RefSeq names its product GYF domain-containing protein. NCBI's taxonomy places the organism in Eukaryota, Viridiplantae, Streptophyta, Magnoliopsida, Fabales, Fabaceae. Gene Ontology annotation, molecular function: protein binding. The record is from RefSeq and is a predicted model, not a curated record.
AUAUUCCCCCCCUUGGCCUUCCCGUUUGGUUUUCGUCGCAAAGAAGGGUUUUCAUUUUCGCUUUCGCUCUCUCUCACUGCUCUCACUUCGUUUCGUCACUACUCUCGUUCAUCAUCCAUGGCUGAGCACCGCGCCGCCUCCGACACUCGCCACCACCUCUCCGUCGCACCGCCAUUGCAGAUCUCCAAAGAUGUCCAAGGAUCUGACAUUCCCAUUCCGCUCUCACCACAGUGGCUUCUGCCAAAGCCUGGGGAGAGUAAAGCUGGAACAGGAUCUGUGGAGAACCACAUGGUCACAAAUCCACCUUAUGGCCAUCGUGCAGAGACUGUCAAGACAUCUGGAAAUGGAGAGGAUGUGCAUGAUGCUCACAAGAAAAAGGAUGUCUUUAGGCCAUCCAUGUUUGACUCAGAAAGUGGACGUCGUGACCGCUGGCGUGAUGAGGAGAGAGACACUAAGUCUUCCGUACGGAAGGAUCGUUGGAGGGAUGGGGACAAAGACCUAGGCGAUUCUCGCAGAGUGGAUCGAUGGACAGAUAAUAUGCCUGCAAGGAACUUUGUGGAACCACGCCGUGGUACUCCUGAUAAUCAUAGAUGGAAUGAUUCAGGAAACCGAGAAACUAACUUUGAUCAGCGGCGUGAGAGUAAGUGGAACACACGCUGGGGUCCUGAUGACAAGGAGCCAGAAGGCGUUCGGGAAAAAUGGAGUGACUCCGGAAAAGAUGGUGAUAUACAUUUGGAGAAAGGUUUGUCCCACAUUUCGAAUCAUGGAAAGGAUGAGAAGGAGGGAGAUCAUUAUCGGCCAUGGAGGCCUAACUACUCACAAAGCCGUGGAAGGGUAGACCCUUCCCAUACAACGCCAAACAAGCCAGUCUCUACAUUUUCCUAUGGGCGUGGCCGUGGGGAGAAUACACCCCCAGUGUCUAGUCUUGGACAUGGUCGGGCUGGUUCUUUUGGUAGCUCUUUGAGCAACACAUACCCUGGAACUGCAUUGGACAAAGUCGAAAGUGGGCAUGAAGAACCUUGCCCCUUUAGAUAUAAUAGGACAAAAUUGCUUGAUGUGUACAGAGUGACUGGUAUGGGUACAAAUAGAAAACUAGUUGAUGAUUUUGUGCAGGUACCUAAUCUUACUCAGGAUGAACCGUUGGAGCCUCUAGCUCUUUUGGCCCCUAAUUCUGAGGAACUGACUGUCUUUAAGGGUAUUGACAAAGGGGAGAUAAUUAGCAGCAGUGCACCUCAGGUGCCAAAAGAUGGAAGGAGCUCAACAGAUUUUACUCAUACAAGGCGAAUGAAGCCUGGAAGUGCACCUUUCCAAGAUAGAGGUGAAGAUGGAGGUUCUUACAAAAUACCUGAUGAGGUGUCCAGUAACAGAGAUUCAUCCUUCGAAGGAAAUAGUUCUGCUCAUCCUGGUGCUCCAUGGCGAACAAUGCCGUUGGUGGAACAUGCUACCACCCCGUUUCAUGAUAAUAGAGACGUAACUAGUGAAGUUAGAUUAAGAAAAACAGAUCUAAGCUCACACCAACCAAAAGAUCCUCAUAACCAGUGGGGAAAUAAUUUGGGUUAUUUAUCUGACUCCAAAGAAGUUGGAAAGUGGCAAGCUAGUGAGGAUCCUCUUAUUAAGAGGCAGUUAUCUGGCAUUUUGGACAGUGAACUUGAAGCCAGGAGAGUUCCACAGAUUGCCCCAGAGGAAUUAUCCCUUUUCUAUAAAGAUCCUAAGGGUUUAAUCCAAGGUCCAUUUAAAGGAAUUGAUAUUAUUGGAUGGUUUGAGGCUGGAUAUUUUGGUAUAGAUUUACCUGUUCGUCUGGAAAAUUCAGCGGCUGACUCACCAUGGUUGUCUCUUGGUGAUGUCAUGCCCCAUUUACGGGCUAAAGCCCGACCACCACCUGGGUUUUCUGCACCAAAACCGAAUGACUUUACAGAUAUUCCUGGCCGGCCAAUUCCCAGUACAUUUGGGAAUACUCUUGCUGGUUUGAAUGAGGUUGACAUAUUGAGAAAUGAUUCUAGGCUUAGACAGAAUUCUGAUACCGAAGCUGAAAAUAGGUUUCUGGAGUCACUCAUGUCUGGUAACAAGAACAGUCCUCCCCUUGACAGCCUGACAUUUUCAGAAGGUUUACAAGGGUUUGUUGGAAAUAAUCCUGGUAGUAUGGGCCAAUCAGGAGUUGAUAGUGGAAAUAAUCUUUACUUGCUUGCUAAGAGGAUGGCUCUUGAACGACAGAGGUCCUUACCCAAUCCUUACCCAUAUUGGCCAGGGCAUGAACCAACUUCCUUUGCUCCAAAAUCGGAUGGUGUCCCAGAUGCAUCAUUGCAUUCAAAACUGUUGUCGUCUGUGAGUGAUAACUCCCGUCAACCUCAGUCCCAAAAUUCUGAGUUAAUGUCAAUCAUCCAAGGAUUGUCCGAAAGGGCAUCUGCAGGCUUAAAUAAUGGUGCUCCUGGAUGGCCAAAUUAUCCCUUACAAGGUGCAUUGGAUCCCCUACAGAAUAAAAUUGACUUACUUCAUGAUCAGAAUUUUCCUCAAAUGCCGUUUGGAAUUCAACAACAAAGGCUACCAACACAAAACCAAUUGUCUUUAAGCAAUUUACUGGCUCAAGCUGCUGAUAAUCCAUCUAACGCUUUGACAGCGGAGAAGCUUCUUUCUUCAGGAUUAACACAAGAUCCACAAAUUUUAAAUAUGUUGCAACAGCAAUAUUUGUUGCAACUGCAUUCUCAAGCAGCUGCUCAAGCACAGAUUGAUAAACUCCUGUUGCUGAAACAGCAACAGAAGCAGGAGGAGCAGCAGCAGCUACUGCGACAACAGCAACAACUGCUUUCUCAAGUGUUGCAAGAUCAACAGACUAGCCAGCUUUUUAGCAAUUCAUCUUAUGGACAGUUGCAAGGUGGAUUAACCAUGGGGAAUUUGCGUGUGGAUCCUUCUCAAAUUCAAUCAAAACAAGAGAUCUAUCCCAUGAGCUCUCAGGCACCAAUUCCUGGUAUGCAUAAUGAGCAUAGUUCUAAUUCUUUGAAUUUACCUCUGAAAGUUAGUCAAGACACGAGUUCUAACGUAAGCAGUGAAGCUUCUAUACAUCUGCCACACCAAUUAUUUGGUGAAACUGGUCGUCCAGAAAGUUGGGGCCCUAAUCUUACUGAACAAGUGAAUGAACAGUAUCAGAAGGAAAUGCUCCCCACAUCAACUGUUGUUGAGAGUUCUUCAUUGCUUGAUCAGAACAGAUCCAAAGAGGAACAACACAUUGUGCUGAAACCUCUCUCUGUUUCUGACUACACUGCUAAGUCAGUGGAGCAGGUACCACCCAGCAAUUUUAGGCCUGUUGGUGAUGUCAUGACCUCAACUUCUAAGUCAGGUGAGGAUUCUGGACAUAUAGAGGUUGUUGCACCUGCUGUUGCCUUGUCUUCAGCUGGAUCUAUUGGAGUUGAGUUACCACCAGCAAGUGAUCAUGGUAUGGAGGUGAAAAUCAAAUCAGAUAAUGUGCAUCAAGAGCAGCAUGCUGGAAGAGACAGCUCGAUAUCCGAGCUAUCUGUGGGAGAUGUACGAAAUGUUGAAGCUCAUGAACCCAAAAAGGCUUCUGAGAAGAAAUCUAAGAAGCAAAAAUCAACCAAAUCUCAGUCUUCAGAUCAAUCUAAGGGAGUGCUUAAAACUGUGAUUUUGCAGCCAUCGAAGCAGUCAGAAGCUGAAAUACCAAAUUUAAAUGAGUUGGGGGAAGUCAACAGGGGCGAAUCAGUAUAUGAAACAAAUAUUCAACAGACAAGAGUUAAGGGAACUCAGGUUGGAGGUGCUAUCCUAGAGGCAGGUGAUCACCAACAAGCUAGUGGCUUGCCUGCUGUUGUUACUGAAAUCAUCUCUGAAACAGUUGAUGUGGGUGAGGUGGCCAAGGCAGUUAGUUCUGCUUCGACACAGAAAACUGAAGUAUCUGCAGGACGAGCUUGGAAACCUGCUCCAGGUGUCAAACCAAAGUCUUUCUUAGAAAUUCAACAAGAAGAACAGAGAAAGGCCAAGACAGAAAUGCUUGUAUCUGAUAUUUCUGCUUCUGUCAAUUCGAUGAGUCUGGUAACACCCUGGGCUGGGGUUGUGGCCAAUCCAGACUCUGUGAAUGCAUCUAGUGAAAGUCACCGAGAAGCAGGCAAUACAGAAUAUCCUGUUAAAUCUGAAACUUCUCAAAAUCCCAAGAGCAAGAAAAGUCCACUACAUGAUCUGUUAGCAGAAGAAGUUCUAAAGAAAUCUAAUGAAAUAGAUGCUGAGGUUCCAGAUAGUAUAUUGCCCUCACAUGUUGUAGCUGUGCAUUCAGAACCACUGGAUGAUGGCAAUUUUAUCGAGGCAAAAGAUACUAAAAGAAGCCGAAAAAAGUCUGGAAAAUCAAAGGGUUCGGGAACUAAAGCUUCAUUGCCCAUUGCGUCUUCUGAGAUUCCUAUUGCCUCUAGCCCCAUUGAGAAGGGUAAAAACUCCCGUUUGGCACAACAGGAGAAAGAAGAAUUGCCUGCUAUCCCUGUAGGACCUUCUCUUGGAGAUUUUGUUCUUUGGAAAGGAGAGCGUGAACCACCAAAUCCAACUCCUUCUCCAGCCUGGUCCACUGAUUCUGGUAGGGUUCCAAAACCAACUUCAUUAAGGGAUAUUCUGAAGGAGCAGCAGAGAAGAACUUCUGCGAUUCCUGUGAGCCCAAUGCCUCCCGCUCAGAAAUCUCAGCCUACCAGUACCCAGUCUACAAGAAGUAGUGCUUCUUCAUGGUCAAUUUCAGCAUCCUCUCCUUCUAAAGCCGCCUCUCCAAUUCAGAUAAAUUCCCAAGCUUCACAAUCAAAAUACAAAGGGGACGAUGACUUGUUUUGGGGUCCAAUAGAGCAAUCUAAGCAAGAUACUAAGCACAGGUCAGAUUUCCCUCAGCUUGUGAGCCAAGGUGGCUGGAGUUCGAAAAAUGUACCCAUGAAAGGUAAUUCUCCCGGAUUAUUGACACGGCAAAAAUCAGCGAGUGGCAAACCAACUGAACGAUCUAUAGCAUCAUCGCCUGCCUCUUCUCAAUCAGUGCUGAAAUUGAAAAAAGAUGCCAUGACAAGGCAUUCUGAGGCUACGGACUUCAGAGAUUGGUGUGAGAAUGAGUGUGUUAGGCUUAUUGGGACAAAUGAUACAAGUUUCCUUGAAUUUUGCUUGAAGCAAUCCAGAUCAGAAGCUGAGAUGCUUCUUAUAGAAAACCUUGGAUCAUAUGAUCCAGAUCAUGAAUUCAUUGAUAAAUUCCUCAAUUACAAGGAGUUGUUACCAUCAGAUGUUUUGGACAUAGCUUUUCAGAGUAGGAAUGAUAAGAAAGUUGGUGGACAUGGUGCGGCAGGCACAGCUUCUGCUAAUGCGGACAUGCAGGAUGCAGACUACACUGAAGGAUCCUCUAAAGGAGGUGGAAAGAAGAAAGGUAAAAAGGGGAAAAAGGUCAGCCCUUCAGUUUUGGGAUUUAACGUUGUGAGUAACCGGAUCAUGAUGGGUGAGAUCCAGUCUGUAGAAGAUUAAUGAAGGUUGUCUUGGUAGAUGUAAAUACAUUUUGGUCGGACUUUGUAAAUGGUUUUCCCCCGUUUUAGGUGUUUUAUGUUCUUUUAUACAGAAACACUAGCAGCAUUUAUUGGAUCUGCUUAACCAAUUUUGUUGUCUAAUGUAGUUGUUUUGACGUUUGAUCUCGUUGACAAUGGUAUAAUCUGCCAAUCUUACCGUAAUUUAAUUCGUUUUUCAUCAUA